GCGGAAGCAAACAAGAAGCAAACUAGCAUGAGGGAAACUCACAUGGUAGCUAACAGCAGGAGGAGAGUUCUCACGAGAAUUGUGUGACAUUUACAAGCACUAAAGUGACGAAAAUGUCCGCAGCGAAAGCAAAAAUGCGUGAGAAGAAGAUGAGGAACCAGCCUGCCAGUGUGCAGUAUCCAUCUUCUUCUCAUGUGGAGAGUAGAGCAGAGACAGAAAACGGUGAAAGAGGAGAUGACCUUCGUGUCACCGGUGGUCAAUCAGAUGCACAUCCUUCUUGGAAGAGGCAGCGGACCCCACCCGUCAGGCACGGAUGGGUUCGUGGACAUCACAAAGGUGGCGGUGGUUACGACACAGAGAUGCCCAACCACAUCACUGCUGGAGCUUUUGCUAGAGCCAGAGCAGCAGAGGUGAGCGCCAUGCUGAAAGCGGCUACCGAGACGACGGGCAGCAGCCACGUGUUUCGGGCUCUGCCCAAGCACAUGAGGCGGCGGGCCAUGAGCCACAACACCAAGCGGCUCCCUCGCAGGCUGAGAGAUGUGGCUAACAGGAUGAGGGAGAAGAGCCUCCAGGCUGGCUCGAAGAAGAAAAAAGAACUGGUGAAGAGCAAGAGCCGCAAAGCUCGCCGUCGCCAUGGGAACUUGCUGCUGGAGUUCAACCGGCGCCAGAGGAAGAACAUUUGGCUGGAGACGCAUAUCUGGCACGCCAAGCGUUUCCACAUGGUGAAAAAGUGGGGAUACUGUCUGGGGGUCAGACCCACAUACAAAUGCUACCGGCCAUGCUACAGAGCGAUGAGCAGCCACUGCCUCCUACAGGAUCUUUCUUAUUACUGCUGCAUUGAGUUAAAGGGGGAGGAAGACAAGCUGCUGGCUGCUCUGACUCAGCUGACAUGCAAGGAGGCUGGUCCGACGUUUGCUGCAGCCAUGUUCCUGUCGGGGGCCAGACAGGGCAGCGUCACAGUGUACCGGGCGGGCCGGUACCCUUCUGACCCCCUGGGACCUGUUGCCUUUCUCUGGAGACCCCAAACACCAGGACUAACCCCCCGACAGCUGUGGAUCUGGGCUCAUCCUGCUCUGAAACAGGAUCUGCUCCCAGAAUUACAAAGCGUGUGCCAAUGUUCCGAGGCCGUGGCGCCCUCUGUUGAACCGGAGGUCUCACAUGCAGAGGCUGAUCCCGCCCCUCAGGCAGAACCAAACCCUGACAAUGAGCUGAAAGCUGGAGCCAAGAGAAAGCGGUGCUGUAAGGAUGCCGGUGAACCUCCUGCAAAGAGGAUUCUGGGAGAUGGAACCAGAUUGCCCACCUCCCCGGUUACCUGGAGGUCCAGCUCAACUGGAAUAGUUAUAAACGAUCUCACGAUGGAGAUGGUACGCUAUCGUCUGAUUGGACCACAGUCUCAUUCUGUGCUGGCAGAGACUUUGGAGGCAGCUACAGUCUGUGAUGAACUGAAGUCUUCUCCCUUCUGGUGGCCUGAGCACUGCAAAGACCGGAGCAACAUGAAGCUCCAUCAGCAACAAACGGAUGUCUUUAAUGUACUGAAAGGCAUCUAUUCAUCUGGAGAGCUCCCCCCGGGAACAGUGCUGGGGUUGACCGUGGACGACCCCCGACUGACUCUGCCCAGACAGAAGGUUAAAGCCGUGCCCUGUGUGAACCAGGACCAAGGUGACGAGAAGAGGAAGCAGUUGAUGUUGAAAGGAGUCCCACUGCAGUGCUGCCAGAGCUUCCUGUGGGAGCGGUCUGUCCGGGAAAACGUCACUGACAACAAGAUAUCUGAGCAGGAGCUGAACAGGAUGAGGAGUGAACUGCUGGUUCCGGGCUCCAGGCUGGGCCCCGGCCCCCAACAGGGCCGGGUCCCCGUCCUCUUGGUUCACCAGCCUGGUAAGCAGGUGGGCGACGAGCUGGGCUCCUGGGGGUCCGGCUGGGACCUACUGCUUCCUAAAGGCUGGGGGAUGGCCUUCUGGGUCCCGCUGGUGUACAGAGGGGUUCGAGUCGCCGGUCUGCACAUGAGUCUGAAACACUCUCAGAACAAAGCGGCUCCCCACUUUCCCCACGAUUAUCCGGACUGCCCCGCAGGAUCCCGCUUUCAGGAAGAGCAGGAGGCCGAAUUCCUGGACACAUUUAAAAGGCGUCCUCCAGCCAAGAGGACCAAUUACAUAAAACAUGGCUGUCUGGCUCCUUUUCGUUGCCCCUGGCAACAGCUGGCAGAGGAGUGGGAGCUCCUGGCGACAGACGGAGGAGCGGAGAGGAAAGGAGAUGGGCAGACCCAGAUGACCAGGAAGAGCCACGAAGUGAUGGAGGAAGUGACAUCACAACAGACUGUAGCUGCAGCUAGUCCUCCGAGCUGCUUCACUGUUCUGAGGAACAGAAAGUCUCUGAGGCUUCUCUCCAGCUGGUGCAGACCCCCGACAUGCAGAGGACAGAGGCGGGGUCACGGGGCAGCAGUGGCGCUCCCUCUCAGCGACUCAGCGGCGACGUCUUUCCAUGCCGCUCACAAGAUGAGUGUAGUGUGGGUGCGCCUGACGCUGCUGUCCAAAGGGAAACCAGAAGCCCAUGCCAUGGUGUGCGCACCGACUGCAGAGGACCUGAAGCUGUUUGGGAAGAGCCCAGAAAGCUGUGGCCCUCAGGAGCCCCCCCACAAAGACCACUAUAAAAGUAGAAUUAACCGCAAGAAGAAGAGCUCCAAGACAGCAACUCCGUCACAAGUAUCAGAUGACCUAACUGCAUCCACAGACCCCCAUUUGCCCUCUGACCUCAUUCUGGGGCUCUGGCCGGACCCUCUGCUGAGCGUGACAUCUCACUGCUCCCGGGUGACGCUGGGCUGGGUCACCCAGGGGGACUUCUCCCUGUCUGUGGGGCGUGGGGAGGCUCUGGGCUUUGUCAGCAUCUCCGGUCUGCUCCACACGCUCCUCAGGCAGCCGCCGGAGCUCAGAGGAACGCUGCUGCUGCGCAACCCCGCCUCCCUGCACUACCGCUUCGUCAGGCUCAACAUCGACGUGUGACUUCCAACGGCCGGACCCGAACAGAACCGAACCGAACCCCUGCACCUUCGUUAAAAAAAAGACUUGCGUAGUGCAGCAGGUGACUGAAUGGCUGGUGAAAGUCACGUGCCUUUACAGAGAGCAUGGCUGAGGCAUCCAAUCGAAGCUGUGUGUAUUACACACCAACAGUAUCAUUAUCAGAAAUGCUUGACUAUGCAGAUCAUGAGAUGAAAAUUGAAAAUGGAAGAAACAUGUUUUAGUUACUCAGGUCUAAUUUCUGUGUUCUUAGAAAGAAAUCUGAUCCCUUCUGCAUCCUUUGUUGAUUAAAGUGUUUUAUGUUGAAGAAAAUACAACUGCAGCUAAGAGCUUUUGGUCAGAAUAAAUGCAAAUAAAAAAAAAAAUCAAAUGAGGUAUUUGUACAUCUUAAAGUUUUAAAGAGUUGUUUAAAAAAAAACAACUUAAGUUGGCCUUACGUACGUUACUCAAGUCUUAAAUGUUGUCGUGGCAGGACUAUUUUAAUCUCAUAUUGUUUUUUAUUUUAUUUUCCUCACAGGACUUUUCUUUCAGGCAAAAGUUUGAGUCAUGCAUGUUCUGUGACUCGAGGCAUUUCAUGCUACUGCUAACUAGCCAAUAGAUCCCAGCUAGCAUUUAGCUAGCUAUUCUGUAUUUAUUAUGGUCAAGUUAUAAUUAUUGCUGUUUGGUUCGAAGACGUUCAUCUUCGCCUUUGGCUCACUUGACAACCCGUUCGAUGCUACGUGUAUUCUGAGGAGAAAAAAAAUAUGCUUGGCACUACGGGGAUACAGCUGUAGAGAGAAUAGGCAAAAUAUGUAAUUUUGUUGUGUAUAUUUCCGUUGUGACACAAGACUUAAAUUUGAGUUUGUCCAAUCUGCAGAAACCCUGAAUAAAUUUGAUGACAAUG
Poecilia reticulata (guppy) is the source of this 3894-nucleotide messenger RNA. It is a transcript of the gene pop1, whose product is annotated as POP1 homolog, ribonuclease P/MRP subunit. NCBI's taxonomy places the organism in Eukaryota, Metazoa, Chordata, Actinopteri, Cyprinodontiformes, Poeciliidae. Gene Ontology annotation, cellular component: ribonuclease MRP complex; nucleolar ribonuclease P complex. The record is from RefSeq and is a predicted model, not a curated record. Gene Ontology annotation, biological process: tRNA 5'-leader removal.